GAUUUAUCUAGGGUGCAGGGUACUGGUGUUUUCUCAAAACAGAAUGAAGCCUCUGCUUAGGGGAGCCUGCAAAUUGGCCAGACAUUGGGACUGGGGAGCUGUUUGUGGAGAGGUCCAGGUUUGAGUAGGACAAAGUUUCUGAGCCGGGCACCCUCCCAAGCAGGGGCCUCCAGGAAUCCAGGGAUAGGUACGGGGGGGCUUGCUCUGGGUUAGAAGGGACCCACACUGUUCCAUUAAGACACUGUGGGGUGGACAUAGUUCCCAAACAGAGACACAGGGUGGCAGCACUCUCCUUCCCCCAAUAUCUGUCAAUGGAAAAUUCUUUCGCCUAAGAGAUAGGAGAGGUUUGGGGAACCUGAGAGAUUCCCCGUGCAUUUUUGGAAGAAAUUUUACCUAAGAUUUUAUUAGCCUAACUUGUAUUUUAAUACACAGGCUCAUUCUUUAUCCCCUUUCUUUGCUUCUCCCACUGCCAUGGCGAUUGUGGGUGACUGUUUGUUGCUUUAGGGUGUAAGGUGGUGGCCUCUUAACUCCUCAGUUUUACCUGGAACAAUUAGGUCUAAAGUCUUAGAGUUCUCCAGUGGGGGAUCAUCUGUCAUCUGUCCUGCAGGGUCUGGUGUGGAUGACCCUGUGGGAGAAGUCUCUAUUCAGGUGGACUUAUUUACUCAUCCUGGAACUGGGGAGCACAAGGUCACAGUGAAAGUUGUGGCUGCCAAUGACCUCAAGUGGCAGACAGCGGGUAUGUUCCGGCCCUUUGUGGAAGUGACCAUGGUUGGCCCACACCAAAGUGAUAAGAAGAGGAAGUUCACAACCAAGUCAAAAAGCAACAACUGGGCCCCCAAGUACAAUGAGACAUUUCAUUUCCUCCUGGGAAAUGAAGAGGGGCCGGAAGCCUAUGAGUUGCAAAUAUGUGUGAAGGACUACUGCUUUGCCCGGGAGGAUCGCGUUCUAGGGCUGGCUGUGAUGCCUCUGAGGGAUGUGGCAGCCAAGGGCAGCUGUGCCUGCUGGUGCCCCUUGGGCCGGAAGAUCCACAUGGAUGAGACAGGCAUGACCGUUCUUCGGAUUCUGUCUCAGAGGAGCAAUGAUGAAGUGGCUCGAGAGUUUGUGAAGCUCAAAUCGGAGUCUCGUUCCAUGGAAGAGGGGAGCUAAGCUCCUGUGCCAACCAGAUGGCACCAGUUCCACAAGUCAGGGCCAGUAGGAGUUACUAUGUAGCCAGCUUAGGGUCCUCAUUAUCAAGAGGCUGACUCCUUUAGUUAAGAAAAUUUAAGAAAAAAUUUGAGGUGGUAAGAAUUUGGCUUUUCACAGAAAGGGUCAUGAAUCCCUGACCAGCAGGUCUGUGGUGCUAGAUGCUGGGCUGUGGGAGUUACCACAUAGGGAGAUUUUCCAUAAAGAGAGAAGGACAGACAUUUCUGAGAGUGUCAGCCAUUCUUGGUAGACAUCCCUCCACCCCACACCCCACAUUUACCCCUCUCCAGACCACACCUUAUCCAGUUGGACCCAUAUGUACCAAUCAUUAGUAGAACAAGUUUAGAGGGCCAGGAGCUUGUGCCUGGCUAACUAAGCAGUCAGUUGAGCCUAUACGUAUCACUGAGCCCUGGCGUUGGGAUUCGAGUCUGGCCAGGGCAGGAGCAAAUAGAAUAGAAUUCAGACUGUCCCUUGAACAGAAUACGCUGUUUUUUUUGUGGCUCCUGUGAGAACAAGGCUUUGAAACUGAACAAGAUACCUUCUAGAAAUGAGCUGUGCUAAUCCCUUCCCCCAGAUUACGAAUUUACCUGUGAUGAACAGAAGCAGUUUCACAUGGUGCUUCAGAGCCUUGAGCAGAAUAUUUUUUGGAACCCAAGCACCAGGGGUCACUUUCCCAGGAGUCCCCCUACCUCACUCCUGUAGGAAGGGGAGUGAUGCUUUAGGACAUGAGAAACUUGUUAUGUGGAUGCACCUGAGGGCUAGUUGAAGGAUCUGUAUUUUCUUCUUGGGUAGGCCCCAGAACAAAGCCAAAAGUUUUGUAAAUCAGUUUGGAAAGAGUCCUCAAGUCCUCCUCACCUAUGGCCACCACCUUCUGGCUGCCCCUCCCCUUGUAGAAAGAAUCUAGCCUUUGACCUCACUCCCUUUUAUCUAGGUCAGCUGCUAGUCCCCUCAUAGAUGUUUAGCCCUACAGAAGGAGCUUGGACUAUGAUCCCUCUGUACAGGCUAGAUGGAGGGGACCCUCAACAUUCCCUGGUAGGUCAGAGACGGACUCUUUCAGGGGGUCAUGUGGACUUCCCAGGCCUUUGCUCAGAGAUGUGACAUGCUCCUGUAAUAUCCUUGGUAGCAGCCUCCUGGAUUUCCUUCCUGGACUUCCUGUGAACUCUGUGUUGUCCACAGCUGUACUAGCCAUUACAUGAAACAACAAACUAAGGAUCUUUGCUGUUGUUAAUUAUUGUAUGUGCCAUUGUUACAAAAGAUUAUUGCCUAAUCUGUAAUAAAUUAUCUUAUAGCAGUC
Molecule: messenger RNA, 2476 nt
Organism: Hipposideros armiger (great roundleaf bat)
Lineage: Eukaryota; Metazoa; Chordata; Mammalia; Chiroptera; Hipposideridae
Product: protein unc-13 homolog B-like
Exons: 3
Coding region: 739-1146 (135 amino acids)
Biological process (GO): synaptic vesicle priming; synaptic transmission, glutamatergic; presynaptic dense core vesicle exocytosis
Cellular component (GO): presynaptic active zone cytoplasmic component; neuromuscular junction; presynaptic membrane
Molecular function (GO): syntaxin-1 binding; calmodulin binding; diacylglycerol binding
Source: RefSeq, a predicted model, not a curated record